AUGCCGUCACUUAAACAAGCCAAUGCUAAAUACGUCGAAAGUAUUAUCAAAUAUCCACUUUUAACCAAAGCUAUAACUGGUGCAAUCCUCAAUGGAUUAAAUGAAAUCAUUUCAACUACAGUCACUUCUGAUUAUUCCACAACUGAAAUCUUAGGAUAUAAAGUUAACCACGUAUUAAGUCCUAAAUUGAUCAAGAUGAUUAUAUAUGGUGGGUUAAUUUCAACUCCAGUGAGUCAUUACAUGUACCAUAUUAUCAACAACAAGAUCUUCACUGGUCAAUUAAGUAAACUAGGCAAGAUUUUGCAACUUUUAACUUCGUUGUUAACUGUUACUCCAACCAUAUGUGGUAUUUUUGUCUCAUGGGUUAGUUUAAUUAACAAUUAUAAAGUCGACAAAGGUGAGUUCAACCUUAAGAAGGAAGUAGCCAAGAUGGUUGGAAUCGUCAAGACUGGAUUACAACGUGGUUACAAGGGUAUUUUGAAGACUGCAUUGGUCACUUCAUUUGUGUCUUUGAUUGUGGCUCAAAAAUACAUUCCGCAAGAAUUAUGGGUUGUUUUCUUUAGUUCUGUUUCGUUUGUCUUGGGUACGAUCCAAAACAUCAAGUUGAAGAAGUUACAAAAGCAAGCAAGAUUAGAUAAAGAAGAAAAGUCUGAGUAA
Spathaspora passalidarum NRRL Y-27907 is the source of this 657-nucleotide messenger RNA. RefSeq lists its product as uncharacterized. Gene Ontology annotation, cellular component: membrane; cytoplasm. Bases 1 to 657 code for a protein of 218 amino acids. The transcript has a single exon. The record is from RefSeq and is a predicted model, not a curated record. NCBI's taxonomy places the organism in Eukaryota, Fungi, Ascomycota, Pichiomycetes, Serinales, Debaryomycetaceae.